AUGGAUACUAAAACUAGUACUAGUUAUUUUGUUUCAAGGUUUUUGUUUAGAGUACUUGUAGUGGUGGGGUUUGUUUCUUUUAUGUUUAUUGCUAGCUUAGUUAGUGGUGGAAGAACAACAAGUACUACUACUACAAAACAUGAUCAUCAACAAGUUGUUGUUGUUGGUAACCAUGAUGCACAAUUGGAUUUCAAUUAUAUGAGUAAAAGAAGAGUUCCCAAUGGACCAGAUCCUAUUCACAACAGGAGAGCUGGAAAUUCAGGUAGACCACCUGGCCAAAGUUAG
Messenger RNA from Lathyrus sativus (Indian pea), 285 nucleotides. The record is from the annotation of a GenBank genome assembly. NCBI's taxonomy places the organism in Eukaryota, Viridiplantae, Streptophyta, Magnoliopsida, Fabales, Fabaceae.